Stegastes partitus (bicolor damselfish) is the source of this 1515-nucleotide messenger RNA. Its product is annotated as DNA damage-inducible transcript 4 protein-like. The transcript is spliced from 3 exons. Gene Ontology annotation, molecular function: 14-3-3 protein binding. NCBI's taxonomy places the organism in Eukaryota, Metazoa, Chordata, Actinopteri, Pomacentridae. Gene Ontology annotation, biological process: negative regulation of TOR signaling; response to hypoxia; apoptotic process. Gene Ontology annotation, cellular component: cytoplasm. Bases 186 to 866 code for a protein of 226 amino acids. The record is from RefSeq and is a predicted model, not a curated record.
CUUGGCAGCUGGUGAGAGGCAAACAAGGAAGGCUGGGGACAGAAGUUUCCAGACAGUUGUUUUUGCAGACAAUAACCUUCCAGAUACUCAUCUGCAGCAGCGACAACACACUCCAUCUGCAUCUCUUCCAAAUAAGCUCUGCCCACAGAAGCAGCUGAUCCUGUUGAACACUGCAGAGGACAACCAUGCCUGAUCUCUUUGCACCCACCGAAAUUGGCAGCUCACCCCCUUCCCCGGUGGACAGCAGCCCCAGGAGGAUGUCCUGGGGCAAGCUGGUCCAGAGACUGACCGAUUUCAACACAUCUGCCAACAGCAGCAGCAUUGAGUCGGUGUCCAACGACGGCAGCAGGAGUGAUCUCUCAGAAUCAGGGUCAGACCUCUCCAGUGACCUGUAUCCCUUUAAUGACGACCUGUUCUACGAUCCGAUGGAGGAAACGAUCCUGAAAGAAGUGGUGAACCUCAUAGCGCGGAGCUUAAGAGAAGCCAAAGACUCGGACUGCGCCUUGAGAUGUACCAAACUGCUCAUUCCUGAGAAACUUCUCGAGCACAUCGGGCAGGAGCUCCUUCACCUGGCAGCUAGUGAGCCCUGCGGUCUGAGGGGGGCUCUCAUCGACCUCUGUGUGGAGCAAGGGGCCGUCUGUGAGAGCAUGGGACAGCUAUCUGUGGACCCCUACCUCGUGCCCACCUUUCAGCUCACUCUGGUGCUGAGGCUCGAGUCGGGCGGCCUGUGGCCCAAAAUCCAAGGACUUUUCAGCAAGUCUCCUUCCACUCCAGUAGUGAGACAAGCUAUCAAACUGAGCACUGGUUUCCGCGUGAUCAAGAAGAAGCUGUAUUCUUCUGAAGAGCUGCUUAUCGAAGAAUGUUGAGACGUGCGAGGGGACUGUUGUGUUUUAGUCCGUGAAGCGACAGUAAAAGCUCACAGGAGGGCCUUACUAGUAUAACUACAUGUAUACGAUGCCUUCUGAGGCGUGAGGAUGGACUUUGUCAUGAUGUAGCCUGUUGUUCCUCAUGUACAGGAGCUGAAGUUUAUGGUACCAGGAGCAGGUGCUGCUUUCACACUUGCUCGCUGAGAUUCAGAUUUUCAACAUUACAAAGUGUAAUCAUCAUGCUAUAUAUGGCAAAUAGGUAUUUUGCAAAUAUUAAAGUGCGUACCUCAGUUUCUAUUGAAACCAUAAAACGGCAGCUAGCUAUCUUGUUAUAGUCAUUGAAGACCAUUGUGUUCUUUCUUUUCCUUUUUCUAUACAUGACCAUUAAACGAAUCGGACACAAACUGAUGAACUGUACGCCCAGAGAAGCGCUGAGGACCUUUGUGAGCGCUUCAGUUCAAACGUGAAGGCCUACCAGUACCUUGCGUUGUGCAGCAUAUGUGCAAGCAAAGACUUCAAAUGUGGUUUGAUUCUGUAUCUGUGUAGACCAGUCCCGCUUUCAACUUUAUUUGAUAUUCAAAUACUCAUAACAUUGCACUGUUUUUGUACUUUCAUGAUCGCAAAUAAAUUAUUAUUUUUUAACAAUCUA